Molecule: messenger RNA, 3228 nt
Organism: Polistes canadensis
Lineage: Eukaryota; Metazoa; Arthropoda; Insecta; Hymenoptera; Vespidae
Product: transmembrane protease serine 9-like
Exons: 11
Coding region: 180-1916 (578 amino acids)
Biological process (GO): proteolysis
Molecular function (GO): serine-type endopeptidase activity
Source: RefSeq, a predicted model, not a curated record
CGAUAGUAACUCCGUGUCAGGGACAUAUCCGUGACUUUUUCAUGACGGUCCCCGCACGGUGACCUUCUAUUAUUUCAUCAAACAAAAUCAAUAUCAUCUUUUUUCAAUCGAAAUUUGUCUAAUUAAAAAACAAAAAAACAAAAAAAUAGAAAGAAAUAAUAAAAAUUUGUUUAGAAAAAAUGAAAAAGUAUCUUUGGUGUCUUGGAUUCAUCGCAAUUCUUUUAAUUCGAAAGGAAUGUCAGGCGAGACAAAUCGGCGAGAAUAUAAAAAACUUUUUUGGUCUUUUCGGCAACAAACCACCAAACCUUAAAGAACCACCUGCACCGUGUUACUGCUCGUGUGGAUUACAAAAUGAUGAGAGUCGUAUCGUGGGUGGUCAAACAACGCGAAUGAACGAAUUACCAUGGAUGGUUAGAUUAUCCUAUUUAAAUAAAUUUUAUUGCGGUGGUAGUCUGAUUAAUGAUCGUUACGUAUUAACCGCAGCACAUUGCGUUAAGGGUUUUCUUUUCAGGUUUAUGUGGUUCAUGAUCAAGGUUACGUUCGGUGAACACGACAGGUGUAUCGAUAAAAGUCUUGAAACAAGAUACGUCGUUCGAGUAUUAACCGGGGAUUUCAGUUUCCUCAACUUUGAUAAUGACAUAGCACUUCUUCAACUUAACGACAGAGUUCCGUUCGGUGAUACGAUACGUCCGAUAUGUCUACCAAAUAAAAAAGAAAACGAAUACAUUGGAUCGAAGGCAAUUGCAGCUGGUUGGGGUACACUACAAGAAGAAGGUAAGCCAUCCUGUUUACUUCAAAAAGUCGAAGUUCCGGUUAUGAGCUUGCAGGAUUGUCGAAAUACCAGUUACAGUCCUCGCAUGAUCUCUGAUAACAUGUUAUGCGCGGGAUAUCCAGAUGGAAAGAAAGAUUCUUGUCAGGGUGAUAGUGGUGGACCACUGAUAACCGAACGAGAAGAUAAAAGAUACGAAAUUAUCGGCAUCGUCUCCUGGGGAAAUGGAUGUGCACGACCAGGGUACCCUGGUGUUUAUACCAGAAUUACCAAUUAUUUAGAUUGGAUCUUAAAUAAUUCGAAAGAUGGUUGCUUUUGCGACAACAAUAAAUCAUCUCUAAAAAUGUUCAUAAAUAACUGUAUUAUAUCCCAUUUUUUAUUAACAAUGUCAGAUUGCGGCCUAUCAUCCAUGGGUUUGUCUAAUCGUAUAAUAGGUGGAAAGAUUUCAAAGCCACAUGAUUUUCCAUGGAUCGUUAUUUUAUUUAAGAGAGGAGCUAUUCAUUGCGGCGGUGCAUUGAUAAAUGAUCGAUACGUGUUAACAGCUGGCCAUUGUGUUAGAUGGACAAAGGCAAACGAUAUUACUGUAGGAUUAGGAAUUCACGAUGUAAGUGAUCUAGAAGAUGGAUACGUUGUAGCUAUCAGCAAAACAAUUUUACAUGAAAAUUUUACGAGUAAAGUUAUACAUGAUACUAAUGAUAUCGCAUUGAUCAAAUUACAAGAGCCAGUUGAAUACGACAAUCAUUUGCAACCUAUCUGCCUUCCCAAUAAAGAUGAUGAUUACAGUGGUAAAACAGCCAAAGUAACAGGCUGGGGAAUAGUUGCUGUUAAUGGAACAACUUCUAAGUUUCUUCGUGAAACUAAUUUAAUUAUACUGUCAUUGAAUUCUUGUAAAAACACUUCUAUUGGAAAUUACUUAACAAAUUCCGUAAUGUGCGCCUACAAAGAUAAUACCGAUGCCUGUCAGGGUGACAGUGGUGGGCCAAUUUUUAUCGAAAAAACAAUUGCGAAGUAUGAAAUAAUCGGUAUAGUUUCUUGGGGAUUAGGUUGUGCUAAUAAAGGUGUACCUGGUAUAUAUGUGAAAAUUACGGAUUAUUUAAGUUGGAUAAAACAACAUACUGCUGAUGCAGUUUAUUGUUUAGACGAUUGAAACAUAAAUAACUAUUGAAUUAUAAUAUCAAUUUUAACGUUGAAAUUACAACCGAAAAAAACAGAUGAUUUUUAGCUAUACCAUUUAAUUUUAAAAUUGAAUUAUUGUUGUUAACAAUUUGUGCUUACCAUAGCAAAUAAUCAUUAAUAAUUGCUAUCUGCGAAGAAUAAAGCCAGCACGUAGGAAUCCACUUUGUCGAUGGUUUAAUCAAAAUAAAUGUACAUUCAUCAUUUAUUCAAAUAGAAAUUUGUUAAUUAAUAAUCUAUAUAAAUAUUCAUCUAGACAUAUUCUUAAACGGUAAAAAAUAACUACCAAGGUAUCAUAUAAAUAUAAUAAUACUGUUACAAUAAACAGUAAUAAUAUAUGUAAAUAGUCAUGUAUACAGAUUUUAUGUAACUUAUAAUAAUUAUAAUCGUAUAAAAUAACUACAAACAAUGAUAUUAUGGAAUUAUUUCUUCUUAACAUUCAUCUUGGUUGAUAAUUAAUUAUUUGGAGAAUAAUAAUUAUUAGAAAUAAAAAAUAAAUACCUUUUUUUGAAUAUUCACUUAUACUAAAGUGGAUUAAAGUAUGUGUAAGUUUAUUUUGGGAACAUUUCACAGAAACUGUAACUAUGAUUAAAAUACAUUAUAUCAUCGUAAGUAUCCACGUAACAAUUUGUGCAUAUAAUAUGAAUGGUCAAACUGUCAUUAGACACUUAACACACAGGUAUUAUGCGACAGUGAUAUUAUUUUCGUAUGUUUUAAUCGUGUGUAAGUGGACGGCAUUCUUUUUUUCAAAAGAAAUGAAAUCACUGAUAUUACACCGUAUUGAAAAAGGGAGACUUUACUACGAACUAAAUAACUUUACUACCAUCAAGAAUAGACAUAUAAACGUGAAAAUUUGUCCAUCAAAACAUUAUAUAUUAAUUAAGGAAACAAUAGAAAUAUUUUCUCUUUUACUAUCAUUUUUUACAUCAAUUAUACGCAAAUAAUUUUACAACAAUAUACGCAAAUAUAUAUCGAUAUCAUCAUUUAAGCUAUUUAAACUCAAUUUUUCUCUCUAGACAAAUAUUUUCUCUACGAUACUACUAUUUAAUAUAUUCCAUAAAAUAUUAUUUGAUCAAAUGUUAUGCAAUUUUGUUUUUGUUCUCUUUAAUAUGCCUAAUAUAUCGUAAACAUGGCGGAUAACAUUGAUAUUCUGUUAUCAUGCAUCGUUCAAUAUAUACAGAAAAUAAUGAUCCUUCUAGUGCUAUAUUGUUUGGUAAUCUUAUAUAUUAAAAAUUUUGCCGACACAGAGACAUGGAAUUGCACUUUAAGUAGAAUUGGACUAUAUU